CCAGUACACGAGCACACGAGCAACAACAAAAGGUAUGCCUUGCCUUCCUGUAGCACCGGUAAAACUAGCAAGAGAAGACGAAAGUGCUACAGCUGCAAUUCAUUUAUUUUUCAUCCAUUCCCUCAUCCGCGUGCAAAUGUUAAUCGGUGGAUAUCAACUACACGAUUCUUCUUCUUAUUAGUCAUUCAGUUUUGGGUCGGACCAAUCGGCGCCAGAGCGUCAUCGCAAUCGCCUUUUCCAUAUACGCACGCAUGUUGCCUCGCGACUUUUCGUCCUUUACCUCUUACUUGCCACCUUGAUCUCCCACUCUUUCAUUUCUCCCCUCCCCUUCCUUUCCCUCCCACCUUUUUCGCGAUGCUGCGCUCCGCUCGUGGCCAGCUUCCAAUCGCUCACAGACAUGUAUCGACAUCGCGUGCUUUUCGACGGAGCUACGCUGCACUAACGGACCCUUCGAGUUUCCCAAAAGUCGGCGAGAAGCUUCAUGGCUUCACCCUCAAGCGCGUCAAGCAAGUCCCUGAGUUAGAGCUGACUGCUCUGCAACUUCAACACGACAAGACGGGCGCCGAUUACCUACACAUUGCUCGCGAUGAUGCCAACAAUGUUUUCUCCAUUGGCUUCAAGACAAAUCCCCCGGACGACACCGGUGUGCCACAUAUCCUCGAACACACCACAUUAUGUGGCAGUGAGAAAUAUCCCGUACGCGACCCAUUCUUCAAGAUGUUGCCUCGGUCAUUAUCGAAUUUCAUGAAUGCCUUCACUUCGUCGGAUCACACCACUUAUCCGUUCGCAACCACCAACGCAAAAGAUUUUCAAAAUCUCAUGUCCGUUUAUCUAGAUGCGACACUUCACCCCUUAUUACAGGAAAAUGACUUCACACAAGAGGGCUGGCGGAUAGGUCCCGAGAACCCAUUAGCUGCCCAGGAGGAGGGUUCCGAGGACGCGAAGCGCUUGGUUUUCAAAGGCGUUGUAUACAAUGAAAUGAAAGGCCAAAUGUCGGAUGCGAGCUACCUGUACUACAUCAGAUUCCAAGAUCACCUCUUCCCGGCCAUCAACAACUCUGGCGGAGAUCCACAAAAAAUCACGGACCUUACCUGGGAACAGCUGCGGAAAUUUCACGCUGAUCACUACCAUCCCAGCAACGCCAAGUUAUUGACGUACGGAAACAUGUCUUUGACCGAGCAUCUGAAGGAAAUUGAUGCUCGCUUGAAAAGCUUCAGUAAAAUUGCCGUCGAUCAUGACAUCAAGUUGCCUAUCGAACUUCACGAGCCCAAACAUGUCACUGUCCCUGGUCCUUUGGACCCACUGGUCCCUGCCGAUAGGCAAUUCAAGACAUCAAUAACCUGGUUAAUGGGCGACACCACAGACGUCCUGGAGAACUUCUCACUUGGUCUCUUGAGCAGUUUGUUGAUGGAUGGAUAUGGGUCGCCGUUAUAUCGCAAUCUUAUUGAAUCUGGUCUUGGUGCCGAUUUCAGCCCAAACACAGGCUACGACAGCGCGGGAAAGAGGGGUGUGUUUUCUGUCGGCCUUAAUGCUGUGAAAGAAGAAGAUGUACCCAAGGUUCGAGAAGCGAUCGCCAAAACUUUUAUUGAAGCUCGAAACAAUGGGUUCGAGAAGAUUAAGAUUGAUGGUAUUCUUCAUCAACUCGAACUUUCUUUGAAGCACAAGUCCGCACACUUUGGAAUGAACAUCAUGCAAAGACUCAAGCCUGGCUGGUUCAACGGCGUUGAUCCCAUGAACGCUCUUGCUUGGCAAGAGACAGUGGAGGCUUUCCAAAAGAAACUUGCAGGUGGAAAUUAUCUCGAAAGUCUUGUUGACAAGUAUCUUCUCAACGAUAAAACGUUGACAUUUACCAUGGCACCUUCCGAGACAUACAGUCAAGAGCUUGUGGAGGAGGAGAAGGCUCGACUUGCGGAGAAGAUUGCCGAAACCACGAAGCAAUUUUCAAGCAAAGAAGAGGCUCAAAAGUAUCUGGAGCAGAGAGAGAUGGAGCUAUUGGAGGUCCAAGAAAAUGCCCGAAACCAAGAUCUCAGCUGUCUGCCGACAGUCCACGUCAAAGAUAUUCCGCGCGAAAAGGAACGAAAGCCACUUCGACACACAUCCGUUGGUGACGUUAAGGUACAGUGGCGUGAAGCACCGACUAAUGGCCUGACAUAUUUCCGUGCUGUGCACAUGCUCCAGAACCUUCCAGAUGAACUAAGACAAAUGAUUCCACUUUUCACCAGUGCUCUCAUGCGGCUCGGGACAAAAGACAAGACGAUGGAGAAGCUAGAAGAGCUAAUCAAGUUGAAGACAGGUGGUAUUUCUGUGGGGUAUCACUCUUCGCCAUCACCUCACGCUCUUGAUCAGUUUUUGGAAGGACUCACCUUCACCGGAUACGCUCUAGAUCGUAACAUACCUGAUAUGUACAAACUUCUUCGGACACUGAUAAUGGAGACAAACUUCGAAGGACCCGAAGCCGAGAAGAAAAUACGGGAGCUGCUCCAAUCCUCGGCAAGCGGUGCAAUCAACUCAAUCGCCGAAUCAGGCCACUCAUUUGCUCGGACAUUUGCAGAGGCCAGCUUAACACCUGUUGGGAGACUCAAUGAACAGACAGGAGGAUUGACGCAAGUGAAGUUCACGACAGGACUGGCAUCCCGGUCACCCACAGACUCUUUGAGCGAUGUUAUGCAGAAACUGAAGGCCAUCCAAGCCUUUGCUAUCGCGAACACUAAUCAACUCCGCGUCGCCCUAAAUUGUGGCGGUGAGAGUUCAAAUCCCAACCAGGAAGCGCUUCGCCGCUUUCUAGACAGCCUCCCGAAAGAGACUAAAUAUCCAGCUCCUGCCCAGAAUCAGUACACAAGGAACGCGAAGUCGUUUUUCCCACUCCCAUACCAAGUCUACUACUCGGCGCGAGCAGUAUCCACUGUUCCUUAUGUCGACGCUGCUGGUGCACCCUUGGAGAUUCUUGCCCAAUUAUUGACACACAAGCAUCUCCACCACGAAAUCCGGGAGAAAGGUGGCGCUUAUGGAGGAGGGGCAUACUCUCGCUCCCUAGGGGGAUUGUUCGGCAUGUACAGUUACCGGGACCCCAACCCCCAGAACACCAUGUCUAUCAUGGCUGAAGCGGGUCAGUGGGCACGGGACCGGACCUGGACUGCUCAGGACUUGGAAGAAGCCAAACUGAGCGUCUUCCAAGGCUAUGAUGCCCCUCAGACAGUGAGCCAAGAAGGCAUGCGGCUUUUCCUCUCAGGAAUUACCGAUGAUAUGCUACAGACACGACGGGAACGUUUGUUGGACGUCACUGCAGAAGACGUUCAACGCGUUGCCGAUCAAUUCCUUGUCCAACGGGCUUCAGAAAGUAGCGUUGCAGUUCUGGGCGAGAAGAAGGAUUGGGCGACCCCUUCCAACGGAUGGGAAAUCCAGGAUCUGCACAUGGCAGAGAACAUGGAGCAGAUUGCACAGCAGGUUUCUGACGAGCCUGCUGCUAUCAUUAACUAA
Molecule: messenger RNA, 3477 nt
Organism: Periconia digitata
Lineage: Eukaryota; Fungi; Ascomycota; Dothideomycetes; Pleosporales; Periconiaceae
Source: the annotation of a GenBank genome assembly